GUGAAAGCAAACACAACAAUCAACCGGACAAAACGACUACUGCUCCUGGUAGCCUCCUACUACGUACAAAAACAGACCAAUUCCUAGCACACGAACAACCCCCCUUUCACAUUACCAAGCGAGUGAAACGACCAAACACGGCCCGUCCCUAAAACCUCUCCCUCUCUCUCUCUCUCUCUCUCUCUCUCUCUCUCACACAUCUAAUCUAAUCCAAGGGUUAGGGAAAGGGUUGUUGGGGUUUCGGCACUUACGAAGCUAUUUUCGGCCAGCGAUGAUGGCAGUUUCGAGCGCGUUCGGAGGGGCGAAGCUCGAGACUCUCCUCCUCAGCAACAGUGCCGCCGCCGUGCCGCCGUGUCAGAUUCGAGUCUUCUGCAAGCAGGCUCGAACCGGAAGAGCCCUGAUUCGGAGAGGUGGGCCCGCCAUUCGAUGCGAGGUUGCUUCCGAUGUCUUGGUUCAGACCGCUGGAGGAAUCGAUCAGAAUGCGUCAUCGGAUUCUCGUUCUCCGAGCCUUUCGGCCCUUGAGCAACUCAAGACCUCAGCCGCUGACAGGUAUACAAAGGAAAGGAGCAGCAUUGUUGUAAUUGGGCUCAGUAUCCACACUGCACCUGUUGAAAUGCGUGAAAAAUUGGCCAUUCCUGAAGCCGAGUGGCCUCGAGCCAUUGCAGAGCUGUGUGGUUUGAAUCACAUUGAAGAAGCUGCUGUUCUUAGUACCUGCAACAGGAUGGAGAUAUACGUUGUUGCACUGUCUCAACAUCGUGGUGUAAAAGAAGUGACUGAAUGGAUGUCGAAGACAAGCGGGAUUCCUGUCUCAGAGAUUUGCGAGCACCGGUUUUUGUUGUACAAUAAAGAUGCCACACAGCACCUCUUUGAAGUGUCAGCAGGGCUAGACUCCCUAGUCUUGGGUGAAGGUCAAAUCCUAGCUCAGGUCAAACAAGUGGUCAAAGUUGGGCAAGGAGUCACCGGCUUUGGCAGGAACAUCAGUGGCCUAUUCAAGCAUGCAAUCACUGUUGGAAAACGGGUUAGAACGGAAACAAACAUUGCAUCGGGUGCAGUUUCAGUUAGCUCAGCCGCCGUUGAGUUGGCUUUAAUGAAGCUUCCUCAGUCAUGUCAUCACUCUGCUAAGAUGUUGGUCGUUGGAGCAGGCAAAAUGGGAAAGCUUGUGAUCAAACACUUGGUGGCAAAAGGGUGCACCAAAAUGGUGGUUGUGAACCGAUCCGAAGAGAGAGUAUCUGCCAUCCGUGACGAAUUGAAGGAUGUUGAAAUAAUUUACAAGCCUCUUUCCGAAAUGCUAACUUGUGCUUUUGAAGCAGAUGUGAUUUUCACAAGCACUGCUUCAGAUACCCUGUUAUUCACGAAAGAAAACGUACAUGAUCUUCCGCCUGUUAGUCAAGAAGUUGGGGGUUUGAGGCUUUUCGUCGAUAUCUCUGUUCCGCGAAAUGUGGGCACGUGCGUUGCGGAUGUUGAAAAUUCAAGGGUUUAUAACGUGGACGACCUAAAGGAAGUCGUGGCAGCUAACAAAGAGGAUAGGAUUCGGAAAGCGAUGGAGGCUCAAGAAAUUAUCGGUGAGGAAUCUAAGCAAUUCGAAGCCUGGAGAGAUUCAUUGGAAACCGUUCCCACAAUCAAGAAACUGAGAGCUUAUGCAGAAAGAGUGAGGGUUGCGGAGCUAGAAAAAUGCUUGUCGAAAAUGGGUGAUGAUAUUUCAAAGAAAACAAAGAGAGCUGUUGAUGAUCUCAGUCGGGGAAUUGUAAACAAGCUACUUCAUGGUCCCAUGCAGCAUUUGAGAUGUGAUGGGAGUGAUAGUAGGACUCUUGAUGAAACUCUAGAGAAUAUGCACGCGUUGAACAGAAUGUUUAGUCUUGAAACAGAGAUAUCCGUUUUGGAACAGAAGAUUCGAGCUAAGGUGGAGCAAAAUCAGAAGUGAACUACUCUGUCAAAUUUUUUUUGAGGUACUUCUUUCACUUGAGUCUGAAUAAUCAGAGGUAAGAUUGCCUCACAGUCAUUUGUAGAGCCACAGUUGUUGUAACUUACGUUUCAAUCAAUUUCCGGGAUGUUUCCAAAUUCAUUUAGAGUAUCAUUUAUUGGUGAUUCAACACCAAGUGUCCCCCCCCCCCCCCCACUCGACUUUGUAGGAUGUAUCUGAGAUUAACCCUUUGUACCAUAUGAAAUAGUCCCCAAUCUGGUUUCUGAUGUACUUGUAUUGUUUGUAAUUAAACUAUUGAGGAAUCCAAUAUAUCGAGGUUGGCUUA
Molecule: messenger RNA, 2246 nt
Organism: Rhododendron vialii
Lineage: Eukaryota; Viridiplantae; Streptophyta; Magnoliopsida; Ericales; Ericaceae
Product: glutamyl-tRNA reductase 1, chloroplastic-like
Exons: 3
Coding region: 272-1921 (549 amino acids)
Biological process (GO): tetrapyrrole biosynthetic process
Molecular function (GO): glutamyl-tRNA reductase (NADP+) activity; NADP binding
Source: RefSeq, a predicted model, not a curated record